Molecule: messenger RNA, 378 nt
Organism: Misgurnus anguillicaudatus (oriental weatherfish)
Lineage: Eukaryota; Metazoa; Chordata; Actinopteri; Cypriniformes; Cobitidae
Gene: cckb
Product: cholecystokinin b
Biological process (GO): digestion
Cellular component (GO): extracellular region; axon
Molecular function (GO): neuropeptide hormone activity
Source: RefSeq, a predicted model, not a curated record
AUGAACAGCAGUGUGUGCGUUUGUGUGAUCCUGGCGGCUCUUUCUGUCUCUUGUCUGGGUCGGCCCCGCUCCUCUACUCCUGACACUGGAGACAGUCCACUUCCCUCACAGCUGGACAUCAGCGGCAGUGAGCACCGCCGGCUCGCCCGCUCCGCCAGCCUCCAACAGCAGCAGCCAGUGGCUGAAACAGGCUCAGAUCCCCGCGCUAACCUCAGCCAACUGCUAGCCAAACUCAUGUCCAAAAAAGGAUCCGUUCGUCGUAACUCCUCCGUGAACAGCAAAGCAAACAGUGUGAGCCAUCGGAUAAAAGAUCGGGAUUACGUCGGCUGGAUGGAUUUUGGCCGCCGGAGUGCAGAGGAAUAUGAAUACUCAUCAUAA